This is a messenger RNA of Lycium ferocissimum, 720 nucleotides long. RefSeq lists its product as uncharacterized. The record is from RefSeq and is a predicted model, not a curated record. The coding region runs from base 1 to 720 and encodes 239 amino acids. The transcript has 3 exons. Lineage: Eukaryota; Viridiplantae; Streptophyta; Magnoliopsida; Solanales; Solanaceae.
AUGAAGACUGUCAUGGAGAAGCUAGUGGAUGUACAUCAAAUGGCAUUUUUGCAGGGUAGACAGAUCAUGGAUGCCACUCUACUUGCUAAUGAGUUGGUGGAUUCCAGAUUCUCUGUUCUAAUUAAUGGAAAUCCUGAAGGUUUUUUUCAAUCUAGCAGGGCUUUGAGGCAGAGGGAUCCCCUGUCACCUUUCCUAUUCCUAUUAGCCAUGGAGGGGCUAAAUUACAUGAUCAGAAAAGCCAAAACUAAUGGAUGGAUAAAAGGGUUUGGAACCCAAACCAAUAGGGGUAAAGACAUGGAAAGUACACACUUAUUGUAUGUUGAUGACUGUUUGGUGUUUAGUGAGACUAAGGUGACUGAUUUACAGUUUAUGGCAAGUAACUUGAGCUGUCAAACUGAGUCACUGCCCACAAAGUACUUAGGAAUGCCUCUGGGUGCUAACCAUAAGGCACAAGAGAUAUGGAAUGAUGUGUUAGAAAGGUGCGAAAUGAAAUUGACAAGCUGGAAGAGUCAAUAUUUAUCUCUUGGGGGUAGACUGACUUUGAUAAAUUCAGUCUUGGAUGCCUUACCUACUUACAUGAUGUCUUUGCUUCCUAUUCCUAGGGGCAUAGAGAAGAAGAUUAACAAAGUAAGAAGGGAAUUUUUGUGGCAUGGUAACAAAGACAAGAGUGGAGUGGAAGAUUGUGACACUCAGCAAGCAACAUGGUGGCAUGGGGAUUAA